Messenger RNA from Engraulis encrasicolus (European anchovy), 673 nucleotides. RefSeq lists its product as uncharacterized. The record is from RefSeq and is a predicted model, not a curated record. NCBI's taxonomy places the organism in Eukaryota, Metazoa, Chordata, Actinopteri, Clupeiformes, Engraulidae. Bases 52 to 468 code for a protein of 138 amino acids. The transcript is spliced from 3 exons.
UCAUAUACAGUGCCAGUAAAUCACUCUCUCCCAUUCACAUCCACCGCAAACAUGAAGACAGUAGUAUUGGGUCUCCUUCUCAUCCUGGCCAACGCCCUGAACAUCGAGGCACUGAAGUGCUUCUACUGUUUGGCCAAUGACAUGGACGAGUGCAACCAGGAAGGAUCCAUCGUCACCUGUCCCCAAGAUGCGGAUACCUGUUCCUCUAUAGCUAGCCAUGAUUCCGUGAUGAAGUCCUGCUUGUUCAAGUCCUACUGCGAGAAGCUCCCAUCGUUAAAUAGUGAAGUAACCGUCGACUGCUGCUACACCGACAACUGCAAUGGACCCCACCGCACACAACGUUAUGACAGCUAUGAAGACUAUGGGAGAACGCACUACGGGGUGUCGUUCAGUGCUGCUUCCUGCUCCACCAUCUCCACACUCCUACUGGUGACCACAAUCAUCCAGCUGGCAUUCAGCGUCCUCUAGAUGCGCUCCAAGCUGGAGUUGCAGGCAGAAGCCCUAAAGCAGGGAUGGGCAACUUUUAUGAUGAGGAGGGUCAUGUUAUUUCAUUGCCAUUGUCAGAGGGCCACACGUGACCACAGAUCUGACAGCAACUCGCUGACUUUGAGGUGCAUUUGGGUGCUCACUGACUGCCCAUAUUGUUUGGAAGGAAUAAAAGUGUACUCUUGGC